Messenger RNA from Plodia interpunctella (Indianmeal moth), 3619 nucleotides. RefSeq names its product four and a half LIM domains protein 2 (gene Lmpt). The transcript has 11 exons. Gene Ontology annotation, cellular component: nucleus; Z disc. The record is from RefSeq and is a predicted model, not a curated record. The coding region runs from base 540 to 2168 and encodes 542 amino acids. NCBI's taxonomy places the organism in Eukaryota, Metazoa, Arthropoda, Insecta, Lepidoptera, Pyralidae. Gene Ontology annotation, molecular function: zinc ion binding; transcription coregulator activity.
UGUGCGCCUCAGCUGUAAUAAGUAAACAUUACUGGCAAUGAACACAUUCAACACGUAAUUUGUUAUAAUGAAACUUGAGAUGAUUUAAAAAAUAAAAAAGAUUUGAACAUGGAACGAAUUGGAAUACCAGUUUGGGCAACGUUCCGUUCCGCGUGCAUUCAAAACAUAACCUCUAAAUUGUUAGCCUAUUGUCCGGCACGUAAAAAAUGCACGGCGCGCCGCUGCGUCCGACGUCGGGCUCCGCCGCCGGCCGCGGGAGCGUUUCAAGCCAGUCUCACUCCUACUGCGGGGCAGACUCCUCGUUUCUCCGGCCCCAAUCGCCUUCACUUCACUCACCAUUCUCGAUAACUUAUCAGCAGAAAUAUUGCAUGAAGUCAUCGAUUAAAUUAUAUAGGUACCUACUGCGCGACUUGACUAGUUGCAACAAUAAGUUAACUUGUGUUAAAGUUUUGACAGUGAACUCUACAAGUGUCAGUGAAAAGUUUGGUGCCAUCUAAUUGGUGGAUAUUGUUUUGUUUAAGUGGUCAAGUGAAGUUAAGAUGAACGGAACGCCGGCAAGGAGACCAAAGAGUGCAUUCUCUGAAUCGGGUGUUCGGAUAAAGGAGGUCUCGGAGGGGAGACCAUGUGACAAUUGCCCGGAACUGUGCCCUGGAUUCAUUCCACAUGCAUGGAGAAAAACAUGCAAGUCGUGCGGCUGCGACCGGCUGCAGCACUCUGUGUACCACGAGGAGCUGGGCUCCGUGCGGGACAGGCUGGGGCUGCGGGACUGCCUCCACCAGAACGACAGCCCGCCGGGACUCACUGCCAAGCAGACGGAACUCUACUGGGCAGCGUUGAAUGAACGAGCGCCCACGGGUAUAGGGGGCGCCACUGGACCCGCAGCUUGGCGAGCUUGGAGAACUAGGUCUUUAGCAUCACAACUACCCAAACAAGAUCUCUCAUUAGCACACUGUCGACAUAUAGACGAACAACACAAAAAACAAUUCGAAGAUUUCGUCGCCGCGCGCAAUGAAAUUGCACUAGAUAUCGGUGUCGCAUAUCAACAUCACACAUCGUCAACGGAGUGCAUGGGAUGCAAUAAACCUAUUCGAACUGGUAGCAUCGCAAUUCAGGCGCCUAGAAUAGCGGAAGAGGCGCGCUACCACCCGGCCUGCUUCGCGUGCUCAGACUGCGACGAGCUCCUGGUAGAGCUCGCCUACUGCGCGCUCGACGGCCGCCUCUACUGCGUCAGACAUUACGCUGAGAAGCUCAAGCCACGGUGCAACGCAUGCGAUGAGCUAAUUUUCAGCGGCGAAUACACCAAGGCGAUGAACAAGGACUGGCACAGCGGCCACUUCUGUUGCUGGCAGUGCGACGAGUCGCUGACCGGCCAGCGGUACGUCCUGAGAGAUGAACACCCCUACUGCAUCAAGUGCUAUGAGAGCGUCUUCGCCAACGGCUGCGAGGAGUGCAACAAGACCAUCGGUAUUGACUCUAAGGAUCUGUCUUACAAGGACAAGCACUGGCAUGAAGCGUGCUUCCUCUGCGCGAAGUGCCGCGUGUCACUAGUAGACAAGCAGUUUGGCAGCAAGUUGGACAAGAUCUACUGUGGCAACUGCUACGAUGCCCAGUUCGCCAGCCGUUGCGAUGGCUGUGGAGAAGUUUUCCGUGCCGGCACCAAGAAGAUGGAGUACAAGACGAGGCAGUGGCACGAGAAGUGCUUCUGCUGCGUGGUCUGCAAGAACCCCAUCGGCACCAAGAGCUUCAUCCCGCGCGAGCAGGAGAUCUAUUGCGCGGGCUGCUACGAGGACAAGUUCGCGACCCGCUGCGUCAAGUGCAACAAGAUCAUCACGCAAGGCGGCGUGACCUACAAGAACGAGCCCUGGCACCGCGAAUGCUUCACGUGCACGAACUGCAACACCUCCCUGGCCGGCCAGCGGUUCACCUCGCGCGAUGAGAAGCCCUACUGCGCCGAGUGCUUCGGAGAGCUGUUUGCGAAGCGGUGCACUUCUUGCACCAAGCCCAUUACUGGCAUCGGUGGCACCCGCUUCAUCUCGUUCGAGGACCGCCACUGGCACAACGACUGCUUCAUCUGCGCGCAGUGCAAGACCUCGCUGGUCGGCAAGGGCUUCAUCACCGACGGCCAGGACAUCAUCUGCCCCGAGUGCGCCAAACAGAAGCUCAUGUAAAUAGCUUUGCUAACGCUUCGGGUGUGUCCUGUCCUGUCUGUCUACCGAUCUAUGCACGCACAAUUCACAAUCGGAAGAAAAAAAAAACGUUCUCUUUUCAAAAAUGUUACUGGUUGUAAAAAUGAUAAUCAAAUUUCGUUUGAAAAUAGAACCCAUUCAAAUAUAGAAUAAGAUGAUGGUAAAUGUUGCCAGUUGUAAAUGGAAUAGUGAAUUGUAACCAUGUGGCUCAGCACGUUUAUUCUUCAACUAAUAAACAUUGUGACUGACCAGAUUUUUGUGCAUACAGCGAUAACAUCGUCCUACCCGUAGUGGCUAACGCCAGAGACUGGUGCGCGUCAAACAGGCAGGACACCGCCAGCGCCCAGCUGUUCGACCUUGCCGACAAAAUAAAUUUCCGCAAGGUCCACUCCUAGUUCUUGUUAUUAGAAGCGUUGUUGACGAUAUUUUUUAUACAAAAACUUUACGAAAAUCACAAAAAAAGUGGAUGCACAAAUAUGUAUUAAGUACCUAUUAUGCUUUUUUACUCAAAUCUUUAAGAUGGAUGUUUAUAUAUUUUGACUGUUUAGUUCGAUAUAUUGUGACUAAUAUCUUGUGAUUUCAUCCACAAAACCUUAUUUAUUCUAAUAAUUAUUCUUAUGCUAAUAUUGCCAUAUAAUUUUGCUUUGGCUGUUGUAUUAGUCCUAUAGGUAUAUUGUCAAUUUACCUAGUGCGAUUCACACGAUGCCUUAAUAACAUAUCUAAGUCAAUUUCAAGGGUAUAUACUUUGUGUUGUUAUGUAUUUUAAUUAUUACAUUAAUUUUACAAAAUCUACAUGUUCUGGUGACAUGUUUUAUUAUUAGAAAUUCUUCCAAACGGAAAGUAUGUUAAGUGCUUAUCAUUGUUUAAAAUUGCGUAACAUAGUUGUAAGAAAUUAUAUUGACAGAGUAAUGUAUGUUUAAGUAUUUAUUUUUACGGAAAAACACACUUGAAACAUCGGCGGUGUGAUAAUUUUGAAAAAAGAACACGAUUUCAAUCGUCAGUGUUGCCAUAUGCACCGCAGAUGGAUCACUUCCUAACAAUAAUAAUGUUUAAGUGACGUGAAGUCAUGUAGUUUUUACUAAUAAAAAAUAAUAUAAAAUAUUUUUGUCCUCGAAUAGGAGUCAAUCGUGUUACAAUAAUGUAAUUGAAUGUUAUCGAUAUUUUUACAUGAUUAUAAUAAUAUUUUAGCGUAGAGUCGUAAUAUUAGUAAACAUCUGUGUUUGUGAUCGCAGGAGCGAACUGACCAUUCAAGAUUGGGGAACACUUUUUAAGGGUUACUUGUUAAGGGUUAAAUUAUUCGAAUGUUGAUUAUUAAUUUAUAAUGUGUACACUUUUAAACUGCUUAAUGUGUGAUCUGAUUAAUUAAAAUAUUUGUAUCUAUCUACCCAUAGAUUGUAAAAACUAUGAAACCGAAAUAAAUGAAUAAAAACGAA